CAAUCGUUCCUCACGUUCUGUCGUCUAUUUAACCCUUUUAAUGGAGCUUGUGCUAGCUGAUAGUUAUUAAUUAUCGUUCGUAAAUGUUUGUAGAGUGGUUUGAUGGCGGAAUCUGGCCGGGAUGGCGGCCGAGAAGGGCGGAAUCGAGAGUUGGGAAAUAUUGCCUGGCUCAGUUGCCGGGAAAGUUUUGGCGUUUGAAGGCGCCAGGCGAGUUACCUCCGUCACUCAUUCAUUUAUUAACCACAAUUAGGCUCCGAGGAGGGAGCGAAUUUAGGCGAAUUCGCUUAGGUUGUUGUGGAGUUCGAAGUACAGUAGGUCUGGAUUUUUAAGUAGACCUACAAAGCUCAAGAAGAAAACAUCUAUAGAUUUAUAUUUUAGUCAUCUUAUCAAUGGUAACAUUGACCCCCUAAAACUCAGUCUUCAUCAUGCCUCUCCUCAACAAGAAACCUUUCAUUCGAAGGGAGCCUCCGCCAAACUUACAGGACACUGAUACGGUUUUUUACAGCGAUAUCACCAAUGAAGUGUUUACUGAUUAUGAAGAUUACUGGGCAAGGUUAGUCCUCUGCCAUGCUAUGGUUUGGACUUGUGAAUUAACUGGACGUCCAAACUUGACAUAUGCAGAAGCUGUGGAAAGUGAAAAUAGGGCAAGAAAAUGUCUUGCCAAUGUUCCUGAGGAAUUACGAAAGCCAAUGUUGUACAUAGCAACCUUAACUCGCCGAGGACGUUACGUUGACAUGAGUGAUGAUGUUGAAUUACAAUUAGGCAAAAUCGAUGAUGACAUCGAGAUUGUAAAAGUUGUCAGCAAAAAGGAGGAGAAAACCAAAGGAGGUCAAAAAGAAGACGAGGAUGAAGAUUAUCCACCAUUUGCCACUUUUAAGUACGAAGUAAUUGAGGUUGAAACCCUGGGAUCACUACCAGCCUCAGGUUAG
Macrobrachium nipponense is the source of this 929-nucleotide messenger RNA. Its product is annotated as bromodomain adjacent to zinc finger domain protein 1A-like. The coding region runs from base 426 to 929 and encodes 167 amino acids. Gene Ontology annotation, molecular function: DNA binding. The transcript has 5 exons. Gene Ontology annotation, cellular component: CHRAC; nuclear chromosome. Gene Ontology annotation, biological process: chromatin remodeling; positive regulation of DNA replication; regulation of heterochromatin formation. The record is from RefSeq and is a predicted model, not a curated record. Lineage: Eukaryota; Metazoa; Arthropoda; Malacostraca; Decapoda; Palaemonidae.